CAGAUCCUUCGAAGCAAGAUUUUAAAGACGAACAAGAGGGGGAACGCGAGAGCAGCGAAUACGUUUCGGGCAAGCCGAAACCAAAACUAAAAAAGGCCCAACAAACAGAUUACGUCAUCUCAUUCCACAUGUUUUUGCUCCAAAAAAACAACUUUUAUAAUCCCAAAAUAUUUCAAUCAACAAAUCUUCCCAUAAUCGCGUUUUUCGCCGCCUCCCAUUUGCACGACAAGAAAUAGACAUAAAAUUCUCCCUCUAUUGCCCACGCGCCGCGCCCUUUUUUUUUCCUUGUUUUUUUUUUUUUUCUGUUCUUUCUUUCGCUCUCUUCAUCAACACAAAAUGAUCGAGUUUUACUGCUUUUCUUUGUAGUCGAUUUUGAAUUAUUUUUUUUUCCCUUUUCGGAUCGGAGUUAUUUUUUAGAUUCGAAGGGGAGAAAAAAAUGAGAGCGUAUAAGCGCGUGGUUCAAUUGGGGUUUAGGUUGGAUUCGAGUUUCGUUUUUAACAGGAUUGGACACCGGCAGAUUUCUCAACUAGUUAAGUCCAAUGGAAAGCGUGCGUUUCUCGUCGAUACGUUGGCUCUGGUUCGAAGUCUGGAAGCGCAAGGAGUGCCAUCAAAACAAGCGGAGGCAAUAACAGCAUCAAUCACUGAAGUGUUAAACGAUAGCUUGGAGAAUGUGUCCCAUUCUUUUGUUUCAAAGGCAGAAAUGCAGAAGACUGAGAUGCUUCAAGAAGCCAAUUUAUCAAAGUUUAAGUCCGAAGUAAAGAGUUCCCAGGAGCAUCAUUUUUCUAUGCUACAACGUGAAACUGAAAAACUUAGAGGUGAUAUUGAAAAAAUGCAAAGUGAACUAAGGUAUGAAAUUGACAAGGUCACUGCUGGGCAGCGCCUGGAUUUAAAUCUUGAAAGAGGGCGCAUACACGAUGAACUGGCCAAUCAGAAUGCAGAAACUACCAACCUGACAAACAAGCUAGAUAGGGAAAUUCAUGAGUUAAGAGCCCAGUUGGAAGCUGCAAAAUAUGAUGUGAUCAAGUACUGCAUAGGCACCCUUGUCUCCAUAUCUACUGUUGGUCUAGCUGUAGUCCGCAUCUUGAUGUAGCAUCACAAUUGUUUUCAGUCAUGCCAACUUUUCAUACAUAAAUCUCAAAUUUCAUUCUUUUUUUCUGGCAACUGGAUUACUUAGGAAAAAAAAAAGGGUAUCUAAUUUGGCAAGGAAGGACAAAACCCAGUUGGUCGGAACAAUUAUUAGUGCUUCUUUUAGGAUUAAGCACAACUGAUUCUCUAUUUACUGGAUAUGUUUUUAUCCCAUUCUAGGAAGGGAAAGGAUGUAGUUCUUUUUAGACCAUUUAAAAGGUCUCUUUUCCUCCAUUCAUAUAUGGCUUGUUUGAUAGCAGUUGAAUUAUGCCAUUUCCUCCAGUCUUGCAGCUGACAGUGUUCUGAUAGUUAUAACACGAAAUUGUGAUUGAACUGGUUUCUGUUUUGACAUGUUAUUUCUAAUAUUAAUAUAUGAAGCAUUUGAGAAGCAAACAGAUAAUAUGAACGAAUUACUAAAUAAUUAGUACAUAACAAGAAUAUCUUUACUGUGUCAAACGGUCUAAAUGUUUUAAACUUGUUAUACUCUUCGCUCUUUCUCAUGAGAAAUAUCAGCAGAGUAUGUGUCAAACAACAUCAGACUGGAAGAUCAUAUA
Durio zibethinus is the source of this 1679-nucleotide messenger RNA. RefSeq names its product protein FMP32, mitochondrial-like. The record is from RefSeq and is a predicted model, not a curated record. Gene Ontology annotation, cellular component: mitochondrion. NCBI's taxonomy places the organism in Eukaryota, Viridiplantae, Streptophyta, Magnoliopsida, Malvales, Malvaceae.